AUGGAAAGUUCCUGGAGGAACGCGUUAAGCGAGGAAUUCAUGAAGCCGUAUUUCCAAAAGCUCAAAGAAUUCCUAAUCGAGGAGCAUCGUGCGCAUACCGUAUACCCAAAGCUGAAUGAUAUUUACUCUUGGUCGCGAUUGACGCCACUUGACUCUGUGAAAGCUGUCAUACUAGGUCAGGAUCCGUAUCAUAAUGUAGGACAAGCACACGGGCUCUCUUUCUCCGUCCUCCCUCCAACUAAGCUCCCUGGCUCCCUGAGGAAUAUCUAUAAACAACUCUCGAGUGACAUCCCCGGUUUCAAAGUCCCUACGUCUGGGGAUCUGACGCCUACGGCAAGGGCUGGAGUUCUCUGGUUGAACACCUGUCUGACUGUACGGGCGCAUAAUGCCAACUCGCAUUCAAAAAAGGGCUGGGAGACCUUCACCGACGCUGUUAUCCGAGCAGUGCUCGACCGUCCGGACGGAAGAGGGGUUGUCUUCUUUGCCUGGGGUUUGCCUGCUCAAAAACUAUACGACAGACUUGGGAUUGACGAGGAAAAACAUCUGGUGUUAAAAUCUCCACAUCCUUCUCCCCUUUCAGCUCAUCGGGGCUUCCUUGGAAAUGCCCACUUCAAGAAAGCCAACGAAUGGCUGCGAAAGACACAUGGGGAAGAGAUUGAUUGGGUGGCUCUCAAUUCUAUUCCACCUUCAGAUGCAGGUAUCUCAACGGCAUAA
Suillus bovinus is the source of this 714-nucleotide messenger RNA. Its product is annotated as uracil-DNA glycosylase. Gene Ontology annotation, cellular component: nucleus; mitochondrion. Gene Ontology annotation, biological process: base-excision repair, AP site formation via deaminated base removal; base-excision repair. Gene Ontology annotation, molecular function: uracil DNA N-glycosylase activity. The transcript has 8 exons. The record is from RefSeq and is a predicted model, not a curated record. Bases 1 to 714 code for a protein of 237 amino acids. Lineage: Eukaryota; Fungi; Basidiomycota; Agaricomycetes; Boletales; Suillaceae.